Messenger RNA from Paramuricea clavata, 2256 nucleotides. Lineage: Eukaryota; Metazoa; Cnidaria; Anthozoa; Malacalcyonacea; Plexauridae. The record is from the annotation of a GenBank genome assembly.
GUGAGAAUUCCUCCUUUCGCUGAAGCAUAACAAGAAGAAGACCUUCGUCAACUUUAUACUUAAAGCAGCUGCUCUUUCAUUUUAAACUUGUGACAAUAAUAGUGAAGAAUCAACGCUACAGAAUAUGGACGAAGGGAUAGACGAAGAACUUGAAAUGGCAUUCGAGCUCGGUUUUAUUAAAGGCUCUUUAAAACGACGCAAGCUCAUUAAACAGCUACAACGUGACGACUAUAAUAAAAGGGAGUAUUUUCUGUUUAAAACAUUAGCGAGCAAGUUGGGUAUAGAUUUACCAGAUCAACCGCCCGAAGAGACAACAGCCGAAGACGAGAUAGAUCAAUUUUAUAGCAAUCAAGUCACUCACGUUCAAAACUAUCUAUUAGAGUACAAGACUAACCACGUUGAAAAAAUAUUUUCAAUCGGAGACCAAGUUGAAAAAUUGUUAAUUAUUAUUUCUAAAUAUGAUGAAGUCUUCGGGAAAAACGAAAGCCUUUUGAACCAAAACGUGCAACGACUGCCAAAGCUUGUAAAGAAAUUAGAAAUAAUGGCAAAAUCUCUAGGCAUAGAUAUAAGUGAAGAGUUGAGCAAAGUCAAUGAUCAUGAGAAGUUAGACGAGGACGACAUAAAUAUACUAAAAUUACAAUUGAAGACGAAGCUGUGUAAACGCGCCAAUGAGCCGACUGAAAUGAACACAAAACGAAGCGAAGUAGACCCGACUAGAAUGAUCACCGAUGACUAUUGGGCUAUUUCCUUGGUUCGACUGCCUGGCGCAAGUCAUAGUCAACACGCUUUUCUCGUUCUUGAAGGAAUAACAGGUAACAAGUCAAUGAUAUGGCUCGUUGAAUUUGUCGCAAACCACGCAUUCGAUUUAUUCCGUCUUGGAAUAAAUGAAGGAAAACUGAGAUUGGAUUAUUACGAGUCAUCUACCAAGUCGUCGUCUCAAUGUCAUAAAAAAUUGAUUGAAAUUUGCAAAGGCGGUCGUUGGCUACAUGAAACAUGGUACAUAACCAAAGGCACUGCUCAGAAGCUAAUACAGUGCAUUGAUGAGUGGCGAAUGAGACCUCCUGAAUUUAACCCUUUUACGUUAGCGAGAAUGAUGGUUCACGAUUUAAACGACGAAAACAUUGAGAUACCAGAACUAGAAGACACAUUAGAAGAAUGGAUAUUCUCAAUACAGUACAACAAUAAAUGGUGGAAGUUGUCGCGGUUUUCUCUGAUGUUUACAUUUGUAGCUGGUUCAGUUAUUGCUUACUCAUUCUUAAAGCUUUGGUAAGCAACAAAAUAUUUUACCAGUGUGUUAAUAUAUUAUGUCAAAGGCUUAGAGACCAUGCCUCCUUAGUCUUUCCUUCCACAAGCGAACAACCCUGGAACAUUAAAGGACUUGCUGUAAUAUAAGUAUACUGAGUAUUGUGUGUGUGCGGAAGAAGUUAAUAUACAAAAUGUGUAACCUUUCAAUUCAUGGUAUAUUCACUUGCAAUUUCUUGUCGUAAUAUAACAUUUGUUAAAAUUUAAAAAGUUCUUUCAAGACAAAUAUAUACCGCAAACUUUGUACUUCGUUAGUUCUAAACUGAAAUGUAUCAACCAAAAUGUUUAAAUCUAUACUUUAUAGUGUCGCCCCAUGUGAGGCAAUCCAGGAGGUAUUUGGAUUCCAAAUCCUACUCCUUGGAUUCCAGAUUCCACAUCUUGGAUUCCAGAUCCCGAAACUAUAGUGGAUUCCGGAUUCCAAUUUCAGGGCCUUAGCUAGCAUGUAUAGUUGGGGGAGGGGGGGGAGGUGUAGGCCAAAAAUUUCCGUAGCGACGAAAACAUUUUCCGAAUAUUUUAUGGCAUGCGAAGCCACGAAUGUGUUUGCUAUCCGGAAAAUGAAGACGCUAUUUACAAACAAAAAUAUGCAUGUUUUACGCAUAGAUGUAUUACAGAGCUUGCAAUGUCGUAGGGAGUUCUUUUUUAUUGGGGGGCAGAGAACGAAGGCCCGAGGAAAUGUUUAAAUUUAGAGUCUCUGAAAUGCCAUUUCCUGGACUUUGGGGAAGUUUUGACAGAAUUCUGAUGGUCAGAAAAUAGUGUUUUAGUUCCGGUCGAAAUUUACAAUUUGCUUACAAUAGACCUUUCCGCUAAUUACGUCACGACUAACACUGUUUUCAACUUACGACCACUUUUAAUGAAAUAGAUUUUAAAUUUGUUUCUUACGGGCUAUGGUCAGAAGAGCAGAACAUCCUUUGUCAACACAUGCAUAAAAAGAAUUUUUGAUUUUGACCAAUAAAU